AUGUGCGUCAUCGUUGUACGCGUCUCGUGGAUAUGCCCCUCAGUAUCUUCAUAUGUUGUCCAUUCUCAGGUGCCAUUUGAUCCGCAGCGCAUGCAUCAAGAAUGCGGUGAUGGCAUGACUAUCAUCUUCGUCGUAGGACUCUUUAGUCUUCUGGCCGACUUCUGGGUGCUUGCGUUGCCGAUGCCGCUCUUUUAUGGCACUGUUUAUGCGUAUGCUGCUUUACGUGUUUUUUUCUGGGCAAAUAUGCUAAUAGCUGACUGGAAUAGAGUCACUGUUGUUGGGGUUUUACGAAUAUUUGCCUUGUGUCGCAUAAGAUGGUCUGAUAUCACAAGGAUUGAGCAGGACAAUAUCUUCUAUACAUGCCAGAAGCCAAAUCUCGCUAUAAUGUUUGUCAGCAUCCCAACAAUUCAACCGCUCUUUGAAAGUGUGCGUGGUUAUGAUUAUGGGGCCAAACCUUCGCAAUGGGCCUGA
Messenger RNA from Pseudomassariella vexata, 471 nucleotides. RefSeq lists its product as uncharacterized. The record is from RefSeq and is a predicted model, not a curated record. NCBI's taxonomy places the organism in Eukaryota, Fungi, Ascomycota, Sordariomycetes, Amphisphaeriales, Pseudomassariaceae. Bases 1 to 471 code for a protein of 156 amino acids. The transcript has 3 exons.